Sinocyclocheilus anshuiensis is the source of this 1091-nucleotide messenger RNA. Its product is annotated as myelin protein zero-like protein 2. The coding region runs from base 1 to 582 and encodes 193 amino acids. Gene Ontology annotation, cellular component: plasma membrane. Gene Ontology annotation, biological process: cell-cell adhesion. The record is from RefSeq and is a predicted model, not a curated record. The transcript is spliced from 5 exons. NCBI's taxonomy places the organism in Eukaryota, Metazoa, Chordata, Actinopteri, Cypriniformes, Cyprinidae.
AUGCUUGUUUUUGGAAAUGUAAAUGCCAAGGCUAUAGGUGUACAUCAUGUGGAGGGAAUUGAGUUGCUUACGUCCUCAGAGUUGGAGGCAGUCAAUGGGACAGAUGUAAGGCUCAAAUGUACAUUUAAAUCUACACAUUCUCUCUCCGAAGAAAGAGUCUCUGUAUCCUGGAGCUUCCGACCACUCGGAAAGACGACAGAAGAAUCGAUUUUUCACUACCAAAAUAGUGCAUUUCCCCCGAAAACAGGCAUGUUUAAGGGUCAUGCUGUAUGGUCUGGUGAUAUAAUGAAGGGUGAUGCAUCCAUCACGCUGCAGAAUGUGCAGCUCAGAUUUAAUGGUACCUACAGCUGCCAAGUCAAAAAUCCACCCGACAUCCAGGGAUUUGUAGGCGAGAUCAGCCUCAGAGUCAUUGAAAAAGUUUCAUUCUCUGAAAUUGGAAUUCUGGCAAUAGCUGUGGGUGGAUUCAUUGGCGUUGUUCUCCUGAUCCUCAUCAUUUAUAUUGUUGUGCGGGUGUUCCGGAGACAGGACGAUGAUAUGGUUGUUGAGAUGGAGAACCACAAAUCAAAGGAUCAGGUGCUGUGAGAGAGGAUGCCUGACUCAGUUAGUUUUCUGUCUGGACUAACCCAUCUUUAACUACUAGUGAUAACAUAUUUCAACACAGGAUUUUCUAAUUAUAUGAAAUAAUAUCUAACUUUACAGAGAUAUGUUUUUAGUUAUCAUAACCUUUUUUUAUUUUUGACUUAUGUAUGAAAACUUAAGGUGAGUUAAAAUUUCAUAUAUAAAGUGAUAUCAUCCAUCUUUUGUAUUCUUAAAAAGAUGAGAGAUAUGAAGGGUUUAUAUGUGUUUAAACUCUGACUUCAUUGACUGUUGCUGCCAAUAAGUAUUAUUGAGAAUUUUUGUCAUUCUUCAUUCUGUGUUUGUCUUUUGCACUACUUUACAGCAGUUUCCGUCACAUACAGUAAACCUGUGCAGCAAAAAAAAACAAAAAAAAAAAACUUUCCAUUUAAAGGAGCAAUAUAAAUUCUAAAACCAGUAACAAAUUUUGUAAAUAAAGGUAGAAUGGAUGAAUCAAAGAGAGACUUCAUGAAAAA